AAACACACAGUCUCUCUCUCUCUCUCUCUCUCUCUCUCUCUCUAUUUCACUUGAAAAUCAAAACCCUCCUCCCCCUCCUCUUCCCCCUUUGUGUUUGUUUAUUCACUGAAAUCUCUCUCUCUCUCUCUCUCUCUCUCUCUCUCUCUCUCCCCACAGAUCUCUCUCUCUCUCUCUCUCCCCACAGAUCUCCUCAUCAGUAACAACAACACACACCCUCCCUCAAGAAACACAGAAUCGUAACUUUAAUCACACCCAUGGAUGUUCCUCCAGAAACAGAGUCGUUUUUGAGAGAAACCGUCGAUUUCUCUCUGGGCCUUCCCGUCUCUACAACUACUCUGGAGACCAAGCUUCGUGUUUCCCAGGAAUCGCAUCGGAGAAUUUACCACCAGUAUCUCUCUUUGCGAGCCAAUCUCAACGCCAAAGAUCAACAAAUUCAAUGUCUUAGGGCUGAGUCGAGUAUGAAUGCCCAAGCUGUGAAGAAAUUUGUAGAAGAAAACCAGAAAUUGGCUAUGGAGUGCUCAAACUUACUUUCUCAGUGUAAGAAGUGGGAGCGAGAGUGUGCGCUGUAUGAUCGUGACCGCGAAGCAUUGAUGGAUUUCGGAAAUGAAGCUGAUGACCGUGCGAAGCAAGCAGAAUCCCGUGUACAUGAUUUGGAGGAAGAGUUGAAAAAAUUAUCUCAAGAGUUGAUAAGAUUAUCCGAGGAUCUGCGGUUUUACAAGCAUCAGUUUGAGAUGCCAGUGGUUGAUACAUCAGUAGGAGCCACAGCUGUGGAAAACAAACUAGUUGAAUCUCUGUUGACAAGCUUGAUUGGCAAAGAUGAUGUUGCUUCAAAAUCACUUGCAUUUUUAGAGGCAAACAGUGAGUUGGAAGUAUGCCAAAGGCUGCUAAAAAUGAGGAAUAGCUUGAGGCCAUCAACCCAAAAUGUUUUAGCACUACUCUCAGAGAUUAAGAGCCUCCACACUGACAAGGAACAUUUGAGGAUCAAUCUUCAUAGAGCUGAAGAGGAGGUGAAAGUCUUAUCUGAAGAGAAUGACAUACUGGAUACUGAGAACAAAAGGUUGAUAAGGAAAGUCCUGAAAGAAGGUCAAAACUCUGAUUCUGCUGGAAAACACACUAGCAGUGGAUCUGUGAAGGGAAAUAAGCGGAAAUCUAGCCCCAAGAUGGGUAGCCUUGUUACAAAGAAAAUUGAUCUAAGUGAUUUUGAUUCAACAAGACAGCCUUUAUAUCCCUUGCAAACUGAAAAUGUAACCUGCCCGAGUCCAGAAUUUACUUGAAGCAAACUGUGAAGAAUUUAUCAUUAACUGUAGUUCAUUAUACUUCUUAUCUUGCAAAUGGCGAAUUAAAUUUCCCGGGCACUUGUAACAUCCGUAGAAGAUUUUUUUUUUUAUAAAUAACAUAGCCUUGAUGAUACAUUCUGUUACUGUUAUUUACGUUACUAUGCUUGUAACUACUGAUUGGGCCUUUACUGGAGGGUGAAAGAGAACAUUGGAAAUGAUUCUCUAUUCAUUGCCAUUGAUAUAAAAGUUAAUGUUGGUUA
Daucus carota subsp. sativus is the source of this 1537-nucleotide messenger RNA. RefSeq lists its product as uncharacterized. The transcript is spliced from 6 exons. Lineage: Eukaryota; Viridiplantae; Streptophyta; Magnoliopsida; Apiales; Apiaceae. The record is from RefSeq and is a predicted model, not a curated record. Bases 255 to 1274 code for a protein of 339 amino acids.